This is a messenger RNA of Zygosaccharomyces rouxii, 1134 nucleotides long. RefSeq names its product palmitoyltransferase PFA4 (gene PFA4). Gene Ontology annotation, molecular function: protein-cysteine S-palmitoyltransferase activity. Gene Ontology annotation, cellular component: endoplasmic reticulum membrane. The transcript has a single exon. Lineage: Eukaryota; Fungi; Ascomycota; Saccharomycetes; Saccharomycetales; Saccharomycetaceae. The coding region runs from base 1 to 1134 and encodes 377 amino acids. The record is from RefSeq and is a predicted model, not a curated record.
AUGCCUGUUCAGCUCAAGUGGCCUUUCCUAGGUAUUGCCAUUCCCUGUUUCCUGAUUUCCUUCAUCGGUUACAAUGCUCAUUAUUUCAUACUAAGUAACUUUCUUUCCACACAAAAGCAAAUAUGGUUUGAAUUUAGCUUAACAAUGAUAUGGUUUUCAUACUACCUGGCUAUUUAUACACUACCAGGUCAACCUCUACCAAAUUUUCAACCAUCAAAGAAUUCCUGGAAAAGCUAUUGUAAGAAGUGUCGAAAUUACAAACCAGAACGUGCUCAUCAUUGCAAAACAUGUAAUCAGUGCGUCUUAGCUAUGGAUCACCAUUGUCCCUGGACUAAAAAUUGUGUUGGAUACUAUAAUUUUCCACAUUUCAUGCGUUUUUUAUUCUGGGUGAUAGCUACUACUGGAUAUUUACUGUAUGAGUUAUGUUUGAGAGCGUAUUUCAUAUUAUCAAAUCAUAAUUCCCCCACUUACCUGUGGAACAAAUCUGAAUUAAUAUUUCUUACAAUAUUAAUACCAAUGGAUGGUUUUAUCUUGCUUACCAUUAGCAUAUUAUUCAUUAGAUGUCUUUCAAAUCAGAUUUUCUGUGGUAGAACUCAGAUCGAAACUUGGGAAUAUGAGAGGUUAGAAGGCUUAUAUUACAGCAAGCGACUGCUGCCUCAUUUAUUGGCAAAUUUUUGGGAACUCUAUCCUGAACUUCGUACUAGAGAAUUGGAGGAUGAGGCUUCUAGGCUUUCUACGAGAAGGCGUAUCGGUCUUGACCAUUUGGUAAAUUUCCCUUACGAUAUCGAUCCAUGGUCAAAUACCAUAGAAUUUCUGGGUUCUCCUCUAUUCUGGCUUUGGCCUUUUGGAAAACCUAAAGGUGAUGGUAUGUUUUUCCCAAAAAAUGAUAUCUCAGAAUUUGAAGAAACAAAUCUCACGGAUAUGCUACUUGCCUUGCCAUGGCCGCCAGAUGGCGGUAAAGACAAGGUUAUUAGCAUUGAUGGGCCCAACGCCGUUGAAACUACAGUAAGAGACGGAGAACAAGUGAUAAGAAAAAGAUUAGUGGAUCCGAGAGAUCCUUCUUCAAGAACACAAUGGCAAAAUACAUGGGGAGAAAACCUAGAAGACUUUGGGGUAGAUGUGGACGCCGAAUAG